This is a messenger RNA of Vombatus ursinus (common wombat), 2678 nucleotides long. It is a transcript of the gene RCAN2, whose product is annotated as regulator of calcineurin 2. Gene Ontology annotation, biological process: calcium-mediated signaling. Bases 284 to 1018 code for a protein of 244 amino acids. NCBI's taxonomy places the organism in Eukaryota, Metazoa, Chordata, Mammalia, Diprotodontia, Vombatidae. Gene Ontology annotation, molecular function: calcium-dependent protein serine/threonine phosphatase regulator activity; nucleic acid binding. The record is from RefSeq and is a predicted model, not a curated record. Gene Ontology annotation, cellular component: cytoplasm; nucleus. The transcript has 5 exons.
GGCCAAGAAGGCAGGUUGGGCGCUGUGGACACUCUUUAAACACACCUCCUCACCACCGGCACUCACACCCAUUUGCACACUUCCACACACUCGGACACACAUCAGCAGGGGCAGGUGAGGAAGACCCUGAGCAGGGUCCUGAGGAGCCCGACGCCCACCAUCCAUUUCGCUGCGUCUGGGGCAACUGCAGAUUGCCCUGCCCUGCUCAGCCCAACUGAACCGAGCCACCCUUCGGACCCCGACCCGCUGCCCUCCUCGGGGGCAUCUCGGACACUCGGCAGGAAUGAGGGGAGAAUCUUAUUUCAUUGGAAUGAGAAAUCCUGGGCAAUAUGGUCACCUCUCGGAAGAUGGAGGACUUUUCUUACUAUACUGCAUAGAUAGAGACUGGGAUAUAACAAGAUGUUUCGCAGAAGAAGCCUUCCAAGCAAUAACCGACUUCAAUGACCUCCCAAACGCUCUAUUUGCCUGCAACGUUCACCAGUCAGUAUUUGAAGGAGAAGCCAGUAAGGAGAAAUUCGAAGGACUGUUCCGCACGUAUGAUGACUGUGUGACGUUUCAGCUGUUCAAGAGUUUCAGACGUGUGCGAAUAAACUUUAGCAAUCCCAAAUCUGCAGCUCGGGCCAGGAUAGAGCUCCAUGAAACACAAUUCAGAGGGAAGAAGUUAAAACUUUACUUUGCACAGGUUCAGACCCCCGAGACAGAUGGAGAUAAGCUUCACUUGGCACCCCCUCAGCCAGCAAAACAGUUUCUCAUCUCACCUCCUGCAUCACCUCCUGUGGGCUGGCAGCCUAUCAGCGAUGCCACACCAGUCAUCAACUAUGACCUUCUCUAUGCUGUUGCAAAGCUUGGACCAGGGGAGAAGUAUGAACUUCACGCAGGAACUGAGUCCACCCCAAGCGUUGUGGUGCAUGUGUGCGACAGCGACAUUGAGGAAGAAGAAGAUCCAAAGAAUUCUCCAAAGCCAAAAAUCAUUCAAACCCGGCGUCCUGGCCUGCCACCACCCCCUGUGUCUAACUGAGCUUCCCUCCAUGCCUCAGACAACACAAUCACUUCUUCUCUUUCACAUGCUUUCCUUUCUUGUUGGCUUAUUUUUAUUAGGUCAGUUAUGUUUAAAGGAAUUGGUUGCCUUCAAAUCCCUGGACAUUUAGUUCACUGGGACCCCCACCCCUUCCUUAUAUUGAAGCCUCUCAACAUAAGGGCUAGGAAAAGGGGAUCUGUUUCCUGAAUCCUGUCAUUCACUGCUAACCCUAAUGCAUCUUUUAGGAGGGUCUAAAAUAAAUAGCAUUUUGUUCUUAAGCCACUAUUACAUCUCAGAGCUAUGUACUCAAAAGCCAACCUAAACCAGAGAUGUCAAUCAUGAAUGUCACUGUCUGGGGGGAGGUGUGCUUUGGCUUUCUCAAUCCCCAUAUUGAGAUGUAUGCAUUUUUUUUUUCCUGGCCACAAUAAUAGGACCAUAUGUAAACUUGAAUUUUGAUUGCAUGAGAUUCCAUUCAUUGUCUCUCACCCAGUCUCUGCACCCAACACCCACAUGAUAUGCAUGGUCACCCGCACUUGUUUUCAUCAUUUGAGGUAAUGGUAACCCAUUCGUGGUAACCCAUGAAAUUCCCCAUGUCUAGCGGAGAACUCUCUAGAGGGGAACUUUGUUAGGAUUGUCUACCUGGACAGGUCUUAUUUUGUUUUCUGAUGUACUCACUGUUUGGAAUAAAACAUUUCCUUAACAUGUUAACAUUUCUGGAGGGGAAAACCAAGUCUAGCACCCAAAGAUGUUUCUUGAUGUAUUUUGGGUAUUGCUUCCGCACACUAGCUACCACAUCCCACCUAGGAGGUAUGUCCAGGGUGAUAGAGACUGACUUUAGCAGAAGCUGUUUGUUAUUAUGGCUUUCUGGUUUCAGAACUAUUUGUUGUUGGGGUUUUUUCCCCCUUUCCUUUUUUUGUGUAUAUUUGUACAAAUGUUUCAGCUGUGCUUUUGAAAUCAGGAACUUUUUUUUUUCAAUUUGGUGAUUGUUCAGCCAUGCCUGGAAACGUAACUCAUGCAUUGCUGUUAACGCAUUCAUAGAAUAUUACAGCUGUUAUGGUAAUAUCACAGUAUCUUAUGGAUAAUACUGAGUAUUGAAGGGGCACCAAGAUUACUUCAAUGGCAUAUAAGUAAAGAUCGAGCAUCUUUGUUAUUGAAAUCCGUUUUUAAAAAGUUAUCAAAUGUGAGCAUCAUUUGAAGGUGGUUUAAAGAGAACAGCAACUGAGCAAACCAAAAUGAGAAAGAGAAAAGAUUAAUGGGAAACUACCCUACUCCUUCAAUGCCCACAUACUGUACAUAGAAGACAUUUGUUUUAGUUUGUGAUUUUCUAUUUCUCUAUCCCAAAGUGCAUUACAGAAUAUACACCUAUAGAACCAUUACCUUCUCUGCCGUAUGUUCCCGGCCUAGGUCAUCUACUGCUGUCCAUUAAUGAGUUAGUCUAGAUGUGUGAUGCCAGUUAUGAUGGAGUGGGAAAAAUCUUUUCAUUGCCCAAGCCGUAGAACAAAACAAAAUAAUACAGCCAAAUGACUGAAGGGAUUUCAUGGUUUUUGACUAGGGUGUAUAGCUCAGUCUCGUCAGAGACUGAAGUCACAUAGAAUGUUCAUUCAGAAAUUAGAAGUCCUUUUUACUGUGAACAUAUACAGUACUGUACUGCAGAGGGGAA